CGCAUAUAAAUGUCAACACAACUGCAUUUCCUUUCGCAGUUACACCUUCGAAAACAUGAAGCAAAAGAUUGUGAUGAAGGUGCACAUGAAUUGCCAAAAGUGCCGCACGAAGGCACUCAAGGUUGUUGCUGCAGCAAGUGGUGUGAAUUAUGUGGGGUUAGAGGGAGAAGAGAAAGACAAGUUGGUGGUGAUUGGAGAUGAAGUUGAUCCUGUUAAGUUAACAAAUUCUUUGAGGAAAAAGGUUGGACACACCGAUAUCAUAAGCUUAGCAGAGGUCAAGGCAAGUUAGAAGUCUAAAACCAUGAACCAUUGUUCAUCAUUAUACCCUUUUUUUUUUUCAUUUUGAUGUAAUUUUGUUAAAUUUCUUGUUCAGCUUUUUGGUUAGAAAAAUGUUUGAUAAGCAUUCCAUGUACUAUUAUACACGCAAGAGACAGAAAAAUAUAAAUAUAAUAUAAUUUAUGUAGUGAUAAGAAGAGAGAUAAAAAGAAAAAAGAGAUAUUGAUAGAAUGUUUAAAAUGAAGAGUGAUUCAUGUAUUAUUAUUGAGUGGAAAGUAUCAGGCAUGGUCUUCCAUUAUAAGUAGUUUCAGACCGUCAAUAAUUCAACCUUGAAAACUUCCACACCUACGGGCAUGUAACCCUUAAAUGGGAGAGAGAAACAGAGCAUUUUUUGGUUUUCAACCUUGAAAUUUGUCAUUGGUUAACGAUGUAGGUGUAAAUUCUGUGAACAUAGAGGGGGAAAGCAAAGAUCGAGUGGUGGUGAUUGGAGAGGAUGUGGAUGCUGCCAAUUUGACGAGCUGCAUGAGGAAAAAAGUGGGGCACACUGAACUUGUUACUGUAGUAGAGCUAAAGGGUAAAUAGAUAUGAAGACCAUGCCAGGGAUAUAGUUUUUAAUAAUUAUUUUCCUACUUAGAUUAGAUUAGAUUAGUGGAGUGAAGUUUAAUUUAAUUUAGAUUCUAUAUGCAGAGUGAGCGUGUAAGUAAUACAAAAACAUAUUAUACCAAAUAUAUUUUUAGUUUGAUCUAUUUUAAUAAAGAUUUGAGUUUAAAUUUUGUGGAUAAAAAAA
Glycine soja is the source of this 1063-nucleotide messenger RNA. Its product is annotated as heavy metal-associated isoprenylated plant protein 47-like. The transcript is spliced from 3 exons. The record is from RefSeq and is a predicted model, not a curated record. Lineage: Eukaryota; Viridiplantae; Streptophyta; Magnoliopsida; Fabales; Fabaceae. Gene Ontology annotation, molecular function: metal ion binding. Bases 56 to 289 code for a protein of 77 amino acids.